GAAGAAAAUAAGGUUCCAAAAAUCAAAGAAAAAAGGAACAUUUUCAGAGAACUUAGGGAACUUCGGGGUAACCAAAAGAGCAAAGAAAAAGAGGGUGUAAUUUCUGUGGAGCCGAUUGCCAUGGUAGUGCCAUCGGCAUUGCAAGACUUGCCAGAGUCUAUCACUCUAGAAAGCAGCGCCAAUUCAAGUACUACCAGUCGUUCCGGUGACCACCAUUCUCCAUCCUCUAAGAGUUCAUCUUCUAAGGGGACACCCAGUGACGAGGAAGGUGCAAGGACAGGCCUUGGCAGUCCCUCAACGACAAAUAUAGAGGAAAGUGCCCCAAUGGUUGAAGAAUGGGAGAAUAAAACCAUUGGUGGAAAACUAGACAACAUCCGCAAGGCACCACAGAGUUUGCAUGCUAGUUUUAGAUUCAAGGCGACCUUGCAUCAUGAGGUAACUGAUGGUGCUGCUACAAUAAAGGGUUUUAAGAAGUUGGGAGAAAUGCGUGCACAUGAGGACUCAGAUGCUGAGAACGACAUGUUGCUUAUUCGGCGACAAAUGAGCUCUGGGACUCAACCGGUUCAUCUUGUCGUAGCACGUUCAUCUAACGUGCUCGUUGCCCCUACGCACGAUGGUACUGAGAUUGAGUCGGCAUCAACAUCCGCAUCUGCAUCUAGCCCGAGGAUUGUGUACCCAAAAGUUGCGUUGUUUGAGUGUGAGCAAGGGGCACGAGGACAGGCCGUGGGCUCAUUGAAAGUUGUGAAUGAGUUGAAGGAGGAGUUGGAUAAGGCUUUAGCUGAGAAGGCAAGUGGCAUUCAAGCCACCAAGGAUGAGGCUGGUCUUGUUGAAGAACGCGACAAGAAGGUGGAGUUUAAGAGGGAUAAUGCUCUGAAUGAGCUAAGCUCCUUAAGGCAAUGGGUGGCUGCGACAAACCAAAAUCUUGUGUGCAUUGAAGAAGCCUUGAAGAAGACAAAGAGCCUAGCCUUUUUUAAGGGGGAGGAAAUUGACGAGCAAGGUAAGAGUCUCACCUCUCUAGCCUACACCACCAUGCAGCUAAAAUGGGAAUUGAACGAGGAUGGAGUGCCCACAUGGCCUCCAUUUAUUCUUGAAGAAAGGGAGGAUUUGGAGGGUUUACCAACCUUUGACGCUUGGGUGGCCAGGGUGCCUAAGGCAGAGGUUGAACCUUUUAGUACUCCAUCAACUUCUCAGCCUUUUGCCGCUUCAGCUAAUUCUCCUCCAGCUCAUGCUGACGCAUCUAUCUCUGUAAACUUGAUGGAUGACUAGGGUGUUAGGUUUUUCAUUUUCUUUUGCAUUUUGUGUAUUUGUGUUUUGAUGUUUUGAACAAUUUCCAUAUUUUCUCUUGUAUUGCAAAUUAUGAUAUAAGAGAAAUACAAUUGGGAAGAUACUUUUUGUAGAACUUAUGCAUUCAUUAAACUUUGAACAUACAC
Messenger RNA from Rubroshorea leprosula, 1430 nucleotides. The record is from the annotation of a GenBank genome assembly. Lineage: Eukaryota; Viridiplantae; Streptophyta; Magnoliopsida; Malvales; Dipterocarpaceae.